This is a messenger RNA of Trametes versicolor FP-101664 SS1, 5478 nucleotides long. RefSeq lists its product as uncharacterized. Bases 1 to 5478 code for a protein of 1825 amino acids. NCBI's taxonomy places the organism in Eukaryota, Fungi, Basidiomycota, Agaricomycetes, Polyporales, Polyporaceae. The record is from RefSeq and is a predicted model, not a curated record. Gene Ontology annotation, cellular component: ubiquitin ligase complex; cytoplasm. The transcript has 6 exons. Gene Ontology annotation, biological process: ubiquitin-dependent protein catabolic process via the N-end rule pathway; protein ubiquitination. Gene Ontology annotation, molecular function: ubiquitin protein ligase activity; zinc ion binding.
AUGAGCGGCCUUUCUUCCUUCUUUCCCACAAAACUCUUGGGCUCAAUGCAUUCCAACCCUCGCGAACGGCAGACUGAUCCUCUCUCCCGCCUCCGCUUCACCCUCGAGACCAUGCCCGGCUCGAGAAAAUACAACUUCACCCCCGCAACACGCGCCGAGAUCCUUGCAGAGCUAUACGACGCGUUCUGGGGUCCCUACGCUCACCUCUUCCUCCCAAAUUCCAACUCUAGCCUUCCUCUGCACGCUACUCUCAGCGAAGUACAGGCUGCCGCCGGUCUCUCCAAGGACCCUCAGGUCGUGCCCGGUAGGCCGUGUGGCCACAUAUUCAAGAAGGGAGAGAGCUGCUUUCGCUGCAAAGACUGUGCACUUGACGAUAGUUGUGUCUUGUGCUCCCGUUGCUUUGAAAGCAUAGACCACACCGAUCACAACGUCAGCUUCUUCAUCGCUCAGCAAUCAGGUGGAUGUUGCGACUGCGGCGAUGUCGAAGCUUGGCGACAGCCUAUCAACUGCCCUUUCCAUCCAUACUCGAUCGAGAACGCAGAGUACAUCAAUGGAUUCCAGGCGAAGACUUUCCGUGACCCUCCAAGGCCACACCCCAAGACCUUGACCGGCCACGACAUCCCUCCCGUCAAGAACUAUCCAUUCAGAGUCCAUGUCCCUCCCGACCUACGUGAUAGUAUAAGCCGCACUAUUGGCUAUGCCAUCGACUUCAUCCUGGACACACUCGACUCCUCGCCGGACGAGACCUUCAUGGCCACUCCUCCCAGCGAGGCCGUCCUUCGCUUGCAGCCUACAGGUGAUCCUCUCAUGCACGACCAAUUCGCCAUCGUCGUCUGGAACGAUGACAAGCACUCCUUUGAUGAGGUCAUAGAGCUACUGCACGACAUCACCAACCGCUCGCGCGAGGAGGCUGCCCAGAUUGCGGACCGCAUAGACGAGCACGGCCGAGACAUCAUCGAGAUGAGUGGUAACAGCGCUCGCCUCCUGGACAUGGCGCGCGCGAUUGCUCAAAUCGACCUCGGCGUGACUGUCCGCCGUGCAUUUGACACCUUUCGCGAGCAGGUCUCUGCUGUGAUCAUCGAGUGGCUCUUAGACCUCACUCGAAGUCGACUCAGCACCGACGCGUUGAUCUUGCGAGAAAUUCUGGCGUCCGAACUGCUGUCUCCUCGCAAGAACUCUUCUCUACUUUCUGCCAAGGAUCCUAGCAGAGUGCUCCCGGAUCUCCAAGAGCCGACGAGGCUUGACUGGCUUUUCCUCUACCAUGCCCGCUUGUGGAAGAAGCCACGUCUAAAUCUCAAAGAGAUAUACGCUUCCCUUCUUACAGUAAGCCAUCAACACAAACUGGCGAUAGCAUCUCACUUCGCUGGUGUAUACCAUCGCAUCAUCGACGCAUACCUCCUCACCGACCGCGAAGCCGAGACUUCUAUCAAGUACUUCGCGCUGCAGCUCUUCACUGUUCCCUCCAUCUCGCUCUACAUCGUCCGCCACCACAACAUCGUCUCGCGUCUUCUCGCCAUUAUCACCGCCUUCUUCACUAACCAGAUCGCCGAGAAGAGGAUCGCGUUUCCGCCCAAGUCCGACGCUGAAAUCGACGUUGACACCUUCCCGUUCAAGUCGAAGCGUUUCAUGCCCGUCUUCAGCGACCUCCGCUACCUAUGCCACAACGAGUCCGUCCAGCACCUCAUCGCGUCCAACCGCGAAUUCAUCGUCCAAUUCGCCCAGACCUGUCAGAUCUUCAUGUGCAUCAACCCGAAUAAACGCGCCGCGUCCAGCCACGUCGAGUAUGAGACGGAUGCAUGGAUUAGCGUCUUCAACGUCACUCUGUCUCUGUCCAGGGUCAUCAAGAUUUACGGAGAGGCCUUCUCAAAGGCCAAGCCGAGCGGGCUCGUCGCCGCUAUCCACACGGUCAUGCACCACAUCCUGAAGUGCAUCACCGUGGUUGAUGACCGCCGCGACUUGGCGCGCUUCCCGCCCGUGGCUUUCCACCAUGUCGUGUUCGGAGAGACGACGUACAAGAUCAUCGAGUUCGAUGUCAUGGACGGCUCUAUCAGCUUCCACCACUCGCUGCAGUGGCUCCUUGCAGAGCUCUUUAAGCACGUCGACAUCCUAUCUGAAGAGCGGCUGAGCCAGAACGGCUACAGCAGUUUGAGGGACGUAUGCUUGCGGCAUGUGAACGAGGAGGCUUUACUCACCGUCAUUGACUAUCCGCUGCGAGUGUUGGCCAUGAUUGCACAGAUCCGCACCGGACUAUGGGUUCGUAACGGGUUCGCGAUCCGAGGCCAGCUCCUCCACUACCGCGACUUCAUGCUUCGAGAGCUGUGCUACGACCAAGACCUCUUCAUCUUGCAGACCGCCCUCGUCGUUCUCGACCCCAACACGGUCUUCGUAAGCAUGCUCGAUCGCUUCCAGCUGCUCGGCUACUUCUCUGGCGCGACCCUGCAUCCGGCCUACGACACCUCCCACCUGUCCGGCAUGGUCGAGGAGUUCUUCUAUGUCCUCAUCACUGUCCUCACAGAGACCGCCAGCGCGACCAAGAUGUCUCUCCGCGUUGCUGUGCGCCGGGAGAUCGUGCACGCGCUCGCGGUGGGACCCUGCUCCUUCACUGACCUUGUGAAGCGCGUCGCCGAGCGCAUGGUCGACGACGUCUGCUUCGAGCGCGUGCUCCGCGACGUCGCCAACUUCAAAGCGCCGGAUUCGACGGCCGACUUCGGUACGUACGAGCUCAAGGACGAGGCGUUUGACGAGGUCAACCCCUUCUUUUACCACUACACCCGGAACAAGCGGGAGGAGGUCGAUCUCGUGCUGCGCAACCGUCUGAAGAGGGUUCUCAAGGUCCAGGACCCUGUGAUCGUCCCGAAGCAAAUGAACAUCACGACGGGCCCCUUCGUGACGUUGUCGUCCGCCUUCGAGUCGGAGGUCCUCGUGCAGAUCUUCUUCUACGGCAUCUACAACAUCCUCACCCUCACGGACGCCACGGAUGCAGCGCCGCCCUCGGCCGAAGCUAUCCUGGACCAAAUUCUACAUUUGAUAAUGGUUGCGUACGUCGAGCGUCCCUCGGUCUUCAGCGGGCUGGCCGUCCAUAAGGCCUUCGAGGAAGAGAAGAACCUCAUCGACAUUCUGUCCACGUUCGAGUACCACGAGAAGUACCCAACCUACAGGAGGCGGGUGCAGUGGAUCCUAGACCACAUCACUGAGCACGAGCGCCCCGAGGUGGAGAGUCGCCGUCGCCGCCCCGAGUCGCAGGCCGACGUCGAGGACCCGAACGAGGCGAAGAAGCGUGCUGCGAAGGCGCGGCAGGAGGCGAUCAUGCGGCAGAUGAAAGCACAACAGGCUCAGGUCGCCUUCAACUUCGAGGAUAUCGAUGAUGACGAGGACGAAGACCUGGAGGGCACCCCCGAUGCCCCGGUCUCAUACGGGACGUGCAUCGUCUGCCAGGAGGAGCUCAACGGGACGAAGUCAUUCGGCUCCCUCGGCUUCAUCCAGCCCAGCCGCCACCUCCGCAAGCAUCCUGAUGGGUACCAGUCGUACACAAACGAGUCCAUGAUGUGCCCGGACUCACUUGACCGCACGUCAGAAGCGACCGCAGACACGGGCUUCCCACCUCCUGUCGCCGAGAUCAAGAACUCGAAACGCUUGCAUUCGACCAACUUCGACGCGUUCCCUUCGCAGUUCACCCGCUUCGGCCUGCACGCCUCCAUAUGCAGCCACAUGAUGCAUCUCGACUGCUUCACCGUAUACAGUGCGUCGAUCCGACAGCGCCACCGCAACCAGGCGACACGGAACCAUCCCGAAAGUAUCCCCCGGAAGGAGUAUAUCUGCCCCCUGUGCAAGAGCCUCGGGAACGUCAUCCUGCCAGUAGUGGUCACUACGCCACCUCCGGAACUUAACAACCUGGCCUUCCCAGACUGGGUACGGGCUGCGGGUAUCAGCAUCCUCAAGUCGAAGCCCGACCCAGUUCUAGAAUCCCUCCAGUUCCGCACCGGCAGCGGGGAGUUCGUCUUCUGGGCGGCACAAGACUCCGCGUACCAGUCGCAUCUGCGCGUCACCGAGCGGCCAGACAGCGCCGAGCUGCACAAGAUGGUCGACACGGUCAUGGUCGUGGCGAAGAACAUCUCUCAGCAGUCACGACACCUGCGGGAGCGCACCGAACCCGAGCCCGGUGAGCGUGGUGCGGGGAUGUACCUUCCGGAGGAGUUGGUCGGCUAUUCUGUGUCUGCCUUGGAGGUCGCGCUUCGCGGUCAUGGCUCCGCUGGGAAGACGGUUGCAGACCUGAUCACCGAUCCUCAGUAUCGCAUGAUUCGCGGGCUGCUCGCCUGCCUCACGAAGGCUGUCUCCUUGAGCUUCAAGCUCAGGCCCGACGAGGGUCGUGAAGCUGUUCGGCAAGCAAUCAUCAAGCGACUACUUCCAGAAUGGAGUCGGACUUCAUUCACGUCAUUCUCGCACCCUCUUCUCCUCCGCGAUCCCUUUGCGCUCCUGGUGGAGACCGCGGCAGUCGCGCCGGACAUGCUCAGACACAUCCUCAUCCUGACCUACUACGCCAACCUCGCGCGGACGGUCAUCGGGCUCGUGUAUAUUCUCAACAAGAGCCGGAGCGCCGCGACACCCGCACUCAGUACGCGCAAGUACGAGGAUCUCUUCGGCGACACCCGCAUGUUCUUCAUGUCCGUGGUUCGCCACUCUCCCAUCUUCGAGCAGGCGGCUGAGGGUGUCCUCCUAUCCUUCGGCGACGCGCGCAUCGAGCAACUGCUCUACGCCUUCACCUUGCCCUUCCUUCGGCGCGCCCUCAUCCUCUGCCGCGCGACCUACCCGAACGCUUUCGCGACCCCGCCCGACCUCGACGAGUCUCUCUGCGAGUACCGCCGGCUGAUCAAGAUCCUUGGCAUCCCUCCGCUAGCGCAGCUGCCCGCGCAGGACACGAUCCAGAACGCCCUCUCGGGGUGGUGCGCGCACUACGGACACUCGCAGGCUGCAUCGCAGCUCAACUGCGGCGUCAUGCUCGAGUACCCGUCCAUCUACCGCCUCGCGCGCCUUCCGCUCGUAUUGGACCACCUAUACCUCGACCAGGACAAGACGAUGACCUGUGCGCGGUGCAACACCGUCCCAUUGGACGCGGCGAUUUGCCUGUUCUGCGGUACGACGGUGUGUUUCCAGAGCCACUGCUGCAUGGAUCUCGAUAGCCAAGCUCGGGGAGAAUGCAACAUCCACACACGAGACUGUUCCGGACCCAUUGGCCUGUAUUUCCUUGUCAAGCGCUGUUCGCUACUAUAUCUCUACGCCAACAACGGCGCCUUCGGCCAGUCGCCGUACCUGGAUGUCCAUGGCGAAGUCGACGUAUCGAUGAGACGCGGCCGGAGACAAUACUUGCACAAGGCACGGUGGGAGGACGUGCACAAGACAUGGCUGAACCACGGGAUACCCACGCUGAUCGCACGGCGUCUCGAGGGGACGGUGGACAGCGGAGGCUGGGAGACGCUUUGA